GAGCUGAUAAUUAAUGCCCGAAAUCAACUCCGUCUAACAGUUAGUAAACCAUCGUCUCCUCCGCCGCGUCAAGGACCUCUCUGGUAGCGGGAGUUUAAUUGAUCUGAGUUUGCCGGGAUACUGAGAAAGAUCGAAUUUGACAGUUGUGUUACACAAUGGGGAAUGUCCUACCCAAGAGGUGUUUUCAGCCUACGGAAAACUCUAAAGGUGAUGGGGAUGAGUCAGACCCUCAACUUAAAUUAGCUGGAGGAAAUGUUCAAUUAGUAACUACAGAAGAAGAAUGGAAGCUGAAGAUGGAAGAAGCGAAGAAAGAUGGAAAACAUGUUGUUGCGAAUUUUAGUGCUUCAUGGUGUGGUCCGUGUCAAGGAAUUGCACAGCUGUACGCUGAGCUUUCUGAGAAAUAUCCUUCUUUGAUGUUUCUGACUGUCGAUGUUGAUCAACUUACCGAUUUCAGCACAGCCUUGGAUAUUAAAGCAACCCCGACCUUCUUCUUCUUCAAACCCGUACAAGGAGAAGAUGAACCGGUAAUCAACAAAGAUAAAACGGCAAAACUGGUUGGAGCCAACAAGGGGGAGCUGCAAAGGAAGAUAACAGAAAUUGUAGACACCCCAACUCCAUCUGAGAAAUAAAUAAUAGCCAAUGUGUGGUGGGCCUGCGAUGGAAAUGAUAUGGCUUUCUUCAAUUUCUGUGAGCAUCUUUUCUUCUUCUUCUUCUUCAUCUUCUUUUUCAUUGUAUGGAUAUGCCAUUGUAAAUGCGACUGACAUUUUGCAUGACGCCUUCUUUUUUCCAAAAAAACUUCAUGAAAGAAGGGCACAUUGACUCGGAAAUAAAUGCAGUAUUUUUCUUUGUGAUCUAAAUAUCUAAUGCUACUUAUUAUUCUGCAUCUUCUCGAGUAAGACGGCUUUCAUCGGCUGUCCUUUUAUUCUUCUUCUAAAUUUGUUUAUUGCUGAGUACUGGACAAUCAAUUACCUUCCAUUCAUUAUAUAUCAUCCAAAUUGAUGCGGCGAGGUCUUUUACUGCCAGAACUGCUUUAUAUUUUUUACGGGGCACCACUUGCACAAAUAGCGUUUCAAAGCUACAGUU
Messenger RNA from Cuscuta campestris, 1083 nucleotides. The record is from the annotation of a GenBank genome assembly. Lineage: Eukaryota; Viridiplantae; Streptophyta; Magnoliopsida; Solanales; Convolvulaceae.